GUCGUAACAAAUCAACAUGGCAGCCUCCGCGGUGACAUGGGCUGGUAUAUCCGCAUUCGGACGCCUUUGUGGACAAAUAAACUCUAGGUUGCUCGGUGCUUCGUCUCAAGUGUCUUGCCUUCACACAAGCACACAGUUGAACAGCAAAAACUGGGAGAGGUACAAUCGCAUUGUACAACCACCGCAACAGAAAGAUGAGCCACGGAGACCAGCUGAGAUUUAUCACUGCAGACGUCAAAUUAAAUACAGCAAAGACAAGAUGUGGUACCUGGCUAAGCUGAUCAAAGGUAUGACCAUUGACCAGGCACUCGCACAGCUGGAAUUCAGUGACAAGAAAGGAGCUAAAAUAAUGAAAGAGGUCAUUUUGGAAGCCCAGGAAAUGGCUGUCAAGAAUCACAAUGUGGAAUACAAAUCCAAUCUGUAUCUCGCUGAAUCGUUCUCGGGCAAGGGAAAGUAUCUGAAGCGCAUUCGUUAUCAUGGACGUGGAAUGUUUGGCAUCAUGGACAAAGUAAACUGCCACUAUUUUGUAAAGCUUGUUGAGGGGCUGCCACCCAAAGUGGAACAGAAGAUGGGAUUCGACCAUGCCAAAGAGUAUGUGGAGGAGCUGAAGAACAGAACGAUUAUUUACUCGCUGUAGUUUAAAAUGACUUUUUAUUUGUAGACGUUUGUGUAAAUAAUAAUGAAGGAAUAAAAAUUAUACCAAG
Messenger RNA from Triplophysa dalaica, 704 nucleotides. It is a transcript of the gene mrpl22, whose product is annotated as mitochondrial ribosomal protein L22. The record is from RefSeq and is a predicted model, not a curated record. Gene Ontology annotation, molecular function: structural constituent of ribosome. Gene Ontology annotation, cellular component: mitochondrial large ribosomal subunit; ribosome. The coding region runs from base 17 to 637 and encodes 206 amino acids. Gene Ontology annotation, biological process: translation; ribosome assembly. NCBI's taxonomy places the organism in Eukaryota, Metazoa, Chordata, Actinopteri, Cypriniformes, Nemacheilidae. The transcript has 7 exons.